GCGGGCGAGGUGGAGCCGGCUCGGGCUGUAGCUCCGGCGGCCGCGAGGGAGGGGCUGGAGGACGCCGCGGCGCUCUGGGGUUCUCCCCAGACCCGCCCUUCCCCGCAGUCAGACCCCGGUCAAGUGCGCCCUGGGCUGCGCGCGGCGGGAGCACCCGGAACCGCGCAGGCGGCCGCGGUCCCCGCCCCCGCUCGGUCCAAUCUCCGGGCCGCCUCCCGAUGUAGACCCAAUUCGCGCCGCGCCCCAGCCCAGCCCGCAAGCCCCGGGACGCGUUCCGGGGACCCGGCCCCGCUCCCGCCCAUCGGCCCGACUCCACCUGCCGCUCCCCGGCAGCGCCCGGAGACCCCCUAAUUGGCUGCGGGCGCUCCCCGGCUCCGCCCGUCGCCGCAGGGCACUCUGGAAACUGUAGUCCCCCGCGCGCCGCACGCCCGCGAGCCACGGACUAGGCUUUGGCGAGCUUAGUGGACCCUUCGGCGGGACCAUACCGGGUCUGGGAGGCCCACCGUGUCUCGUGGCUCCCAAAAUUUCUGCGGGAGCGAAAGGGGAAGCAGAUUGGUUAGUCGGGAGCGCCCACUGAUUGCUGUCCAAAGACCAAAAAGGCGAACCGGCAUUAAUCAUUGAAUCCGCCCCGUAACGGCCCCGCGCGGCUGCUCUGCUCGCGCCCACUUUUCAGGUGGGGGCGCCCGGCGGGCGAGGGCACUAGCCCCGGGCUGCACAUCCUGCGGGCGGAUCCGGUGCGGAUUGCUCGGCGUGGUGCUGCCUCCUAGCGCGGGAAAUGCUGCGCCCUUGCGGCGGCGGUCAGUCCCUGAAAACCCAGGCUCCCCGGCUCGCUUCCUGCUUCCCAGGGGCUCUGCCCCACCGAGAUCCACCAACCGGCCAGGAUUACAGGGCUAAGAGAGAGCGCUCCGUGGGGACUUACUUAUCACAUGCUUCCUGAUGGAUCUUCAGAUAUAUCUGCAUAUUAGGUUGCCAGAGUCUUCGGCUUAAAGGGCACCAUAAUGAAACUGAAGCAAGGAUCGUUUCUGUGGUACCUCUAUCUGGAUAAACUAUAUUGCUUAUUAUCCGUGAGAAAUGUGAAGGCUUUGGUGGAGUAUUUUCACCUUCUUGAUGUGCACCGCAAGAAAACCUUGAAUGAUGUGCUAUUCUACCACUUCCUUCAUCACGUGACUGACCUGAAACGGAACCAGAUCACAAUUGUGUUUAACAUGCUGGACUGGAAUGCUGUGGGCGAGAUUGGUUUUGACCAGUUCUACAUGUUGGUUUGCAUACUGCUGGCACAGGAGAACCAUUUGGAAGAGCAAUUUAUUUUCCGCCAUUCCCGGCCUAUUUUUGAGCUGCUUGACCUGGAUGGGGAGCUGAAAAUUGGCCCAUCCAACUUCCACAUGUACAACUUUCUCUUCAAAAUUAAAAAACAGCAACUCAGAGACCUGUACCAUGACUUUGACAUCACAGGUGACUGUGAACAGAGGAACAGACCAGCAGCACUCAGGCACUGGUUUAUUUAGCUGACCUGGCUUUACAGAAGUGGAAGUCGGUGCAGUACACUUCCUGGGACCACAUCAGAAACCCUGCUUUCCGUCCACCCCCACCACCCAGAAUGGCAAAGAAAGGAGGUCUUCUUCAGAGACAAGCCUACUGACUCAGGGACAAACUCCCACCUCAGCUAUUUUAGGCCCUUUGCUGCUCUACCUGAAGCAAAAGGGUGACAGCAGCCGAGGAGUGGAUAAAGCUACACUGUGUAACUCCAAAUCAUUUUUGUUUCGUUGAGGAUAGAGAGAGGAAAAGGAUAUAACAUUUAAUUUAUGAUUAGUCAGUCAUCAGAUCCUUUAUUAAGGCCCCAUUUCAUUUCUAAACACAAGUCUGGUAAAAAUCCUCUGUCUCUCAUGUAUGUACAAUUUUCAUGCUUUCGUUCUGAAGCUUUAUGUUCAUGAAUUAAGUUUAUUAAAUGACAAAUUCUUAUAGGGACCUUUAAAGGAAUCAGAAUUCAUGGCUUGCUUUUUUUUAAAUUAAUUUAUUUUAUUUAUUUAUUUUUGGCUGCGUUGGGUCUUCGUUGCUGUGUGCGGGCUUUCUCUAGU
Messenger RNA from Delphinapterus leucas (beluga whale), 2075 nucleotides. The record is from RefSeq and is a predicted model, not a curated record. Lineage: Eukaryota; Metazoa; Chordata; Mammalia; Artiodactyla; Monodontidae.